Molecule: messenger RNA, 3589 nt
Organism: Homalodisca vitripennis (glassy-winged sharpshooter)
Lineage: Eukaryota; Metazoa; Arthropoda; Insecta; Hemiptera; Cicadellidae
Product: GATOR complex protein Iml1-like
Exons: 19
Coding region: 36-2651 (871 amino acids)
Biological process (GO): positive regulation of autophagy; negative regulation of TORC1 signaling; cellular response to amino acid starvation
Cellular component (GO): lysosomal membrane; GATOR1 complex
Molecular function (GO): GTPase activator activity
Source: RefSeq, a predicted model, not a curated record
AUUUUCAGUCGAUUAUCCUUCGUUGCAAAGUAAAAAUGUUAUGGUUUGUUUACCGAUGUUUCUACAACUGUCCAGAGAUGUUGAAGCACCGCUCGAGCAUUGCGAGCGUGACUGGCCAACGGAAGACCCAGACACUGCUGUGGGGAGUGACAGGAGAGCAGGAGUGGAGUCCGGCUCUCAUGACAGGACAUCGGCCCAGCGUCCCCGGACAGCCAGUUACACCUGGUGCCAGGAAGACUCUACUGUGGGGCGCCACCGGUGAGCAGGAGUGGACCCCAGAACUCCUCACAGCCUCCAAAGUUAUCAUAGGUGUUGACUGGAAGUCUCUGGUUAUCCCUGCAUGUUUGCCAAUCACUACUGAUUAUUUCCCCGAUGAGGUCUGCCUCAAGACCGACUACGUGUUCUCUGACUACAAUUUGUUGCCUGACGACGUGAAUGCUGAUUAUGCUCAGCAGCGCGCUAUCUACCGCAAGCCACUCUCCACACCUGAGGUGUUUCGUGAACUGGUGUCCCAGCGUUUGGCGCAGGGAUUCCAGAUAAUAGAUGAUGGACUAGGGGUGGGUGGACUAGGAGUGGGUGGAGUAGGAGUUGGACAAGUGGGAAGUGCUGUGGUGGGUCCACGCCCCGCUGACAUUCAGCCGUCCACAGAGUACAGGCUGAGCAUUGGUCGAGUCUUCCAUCGCAUCACACUGUGUGGCUCGGAAAUUAGAGUCACACGAUAUCGUCCAAGACACCCAUACCCACCUUUCAGCGUGCCUUAUCGCUACCGCUUUCAAGCACCUGACCAUGAGACAUUUGAGACGUCCUGGGUAACAUUCAAUACUGAGAAGCUAGAAACCUACAAUUGGAAUUAUCUGGACCACUACAUCUGCACUAGAGGAGAUUCAGACUUUGCACUUGUCGAUUCUCUGAAGUACUGGAGAUUCCGAGUGUACAUUCUCCCAGUAAGUACGGUCAGCACUCGCAAGAUUUUGGAAGGAUCUGAGUACUGCGACCUUUACUCCCCCCUUACACAAGAGGAACAAGAACUUAUCAGCGACAACUAUUUGCGCUUCAUAGAAACCUGGAUCAACAAGAUCCGUAGACCCUCUCAAAAAAAGCCUCGGCUCGAGCUGGCCAGCCUCAACCAAGCCUCACAGCUCACUCGCAGACGACACAGCACCGGAUAUUUAUCAUUUAGCUCCCAGGCGAACGUAGCGAGCAGCUCUCCAUUCCGAGAACGACUCGGUAGCAACCGCCUGCCGGAAAAACCGAGACCGAGGUCCGGCUCCAAGGUGAUGGAUAGAGGAAGGGCAUCUCCUGCCACCGACUCCACAUCCCUUACUUCCAGCACAGCCGACUCGGAACAUUCUGAUUCUGUGGAAGACACAUUGUCCGUACCUGGAGAGACUUUGCUACUGAAGGAGACGGCUACUCCUCAGGAGAUAGUGGAGGCCAUGAGACAUCCAGUGUAUGGUCUCAGUUUCCUGAGCCCCCAUGCCAGUCUGCCUGGUCACGUGUUUGUCAGCUCAGACGCUGUCUCGUGGGCCAGAACACAUGUUGAACACAUCACCAGCUACGAGGCUGCUGUGAAACUGAUGGAGGAUUUGCGUCAACAGAAUUUGAUAAGUCAUGCUUCAGGAGAUGCAAACCGACCCUUUAUUGUUGGAUUCCAUCUUUACCACAUUGUCAACUACGACCCUAACAAAGAUGAACCAAAACCACUGAAAGAUUUGCAGAGUUUUGAGAGUGAGUGGUUGGAAGUAGAGAUGAAACCUCCGACAGCUCCUCCCACAGUACCUCUGUUCCUGAGUGAUUCCCUGCCUACACAAUGCCAAAGCUCAGCAGGCCCACACUACCGACACACCCACCUGGAGAUAGACGCACAGACCAAGAGUGACCGUGUGGAAUGGGCCCACUGUCGCUACCAGUCUAUCUACAGACCAGACCACGCAUACGAACUUGUGGUGCAGUGGAUGGCUGCUUCUGGAACCAUCGUCAACGAGCUGAUCAGUGGGUGGGCUCGGAAGGCUCAGUCGAACGGAUUACUGAUGAUCCCCAUUCCUCCGGACCCGUUCGCUCUCCCGUGUUCUAUCAAAUCAGAGGUGGUCCGUGGAGAUCCUCUACGGGGACCGAUCUUUGUGCCUCUGGACACGGAGAGCCUUAUGGGGACCAAAAGCUAUUUGUUCGAAGAGUUCCCUGAAGAGUCUUGGGGCCAGCGGCUGAUACUGUUCCAGGAAGCUAUUGCUGUCAAGUUCGGCUUCAUCGCAUGCUCUGUAGAGAGUAGCAGCCAAGACCAUCACCAUCAGUAUAUCCAUCUUACUGGUAAUGUGUUCCUGAUGAUACCUGCUAUGCCCUGUGAUACCACACGGUCUAGCCUCAACGCCAGCUCAGCCCCGCGCAGCGUAAACCGCUACCCCACCUACAGUGACGUGAAGGCUAGCCCCCACCACGAAUACAUCACACGCUACAAUACUGACGAGACCAAAGUGGGUUUUCUGUGGUCAUGGAACCACAUGAUCAGUCGUCGCUGGAAGUGGACCUCUGCCCCAGCCAAGAGUGACGAAGCUUUCCAGAACAAACUUCUCAGCGACUUCCGCAACUUCUGCUCCAACUCCGACAACAGACUGAAGAACUUUUGGGACGCGUGCUGGGCAGUUCCUCGCUCCUAAUCUUGCUAUCAAGAGUUCCUCAGCUAACCAAUCUUCACUGUGAGAAAUGCUUAGUUGAGGCCUGAAUAAUAUACUGAUCUUAUUAGCAAAUUGUUAUUGACAAUAGACAAAAACAACAAUGGAAACUAAUCAGCUAACAUUGCUAAUUGUUUGGUAGUUUCAGAACAUGAAUAUUAUUCAGUAUGGACUAGAUCUUAUUAUACUUAAUUUUUUGUCUUUUAAUUUCUUUUUAUGGUUUGGGUAGUUGUAAGAGUUUGCUUAGGUUAAUGUUUUCUAGAAAUGUUUUAAUGUUGUGGACAUUAUUAUCAAUUUCUCUUAUUAUCUUUCUUUUAGAUUUAAUAUUGUUUAGAAAUAUUUUAGGGUGUUUUAUGGUGUUUCUGAAUAUGUUUUAGGGUGUUUUAUGGUGUUUCUGAAAAUGUUUUAGGGUAUUUUAUGUGUUUCUAGAAAUGUUUAGGGUAUUAUUUUGCUGUUUCUACUUAUUAUAAUGGUGCAUUAUAUCCAGGGUUAAAAAAAGUGUUUAAAGCUGAAAUUUAAUUCAAUAUCAAAACAUAAAUAGUAUGAAGUAUUUUUCUUGUUGUAACCGGAUGACAUAAAACUCUUGACUGCGCUCACAAUUUUAAAAUAGAGUAGCCUACAUUGCUUUUAUUGAUCGUUGAUUUGUAAUGCCAUUAUUAAUUUGUAUGAACACUCAAUUAGACCAUUCUACAUGGUCCAGUACUGACUGAUUUUUAUAAUUAUAAUAUGAUUUCUUCCUAUUUUAUUACUAAAUAGGUUAUGCAAAGACUGUUAGGAUAAUUGCAACUUGACAAAUACAUAUUGCAUAUUUUUACUAUUAUUAUAUGUAGCCAUUUUGUCUAUGUAUUGUUAGCAUGUAUUGGAGUUUUAAAACAUUUGUCAAGAUUUAAGAUUAGAUUAAGAUUAAACAUUUAUUUACAACA